GGGCGCUGGGGUCUGUUGAUUUUUCUUGUGGGAGUGCUUGUCUUCUCUCCCCUCAGCCACCAUCUCACUGCUUCCCCUCUCUCCAAUUCAAAGUUGAUCGUUUCUCGGUCUUGUUCAUCACCCUCCCCACUAGUCGGGAGUGAAAGAGGCACUAAUGGGAAGUUCUCAGAGCGCGACCCUUCCCGGCGGUAGGACCGGGGGCUUUCACGUUCUUCGGGUGCAGGAGAACUCUCCGGGAUACUGGGCUGGUCUAGAACCGUUCUUCGACUUUAUCAUUUCGGCUGGUGAUACAAGGCUGGAUAAAGAUGACAAUGUUCUGAGGGAUCUAUUACUAGGGCAUGUGGAAAAGUCCCUCAAAAUGGCCAUUUACAAUACCAAGACACAGGCUGUUCGCGAAGUUAGUGCAACACCCAGUAAUCUAUGGGGUGGACAGGGCUUGCUCGGUGUCAGCAUUCGCUUCUGCAGCUUUGAAGGCGCAAAUGAGAACGUUUGGCACGUUUUGGAAGUGGAGCCCAAUUCCCCUGCUGCACUGGCUGGCUUGAGACCAUACACAGACUACAUAAUUGGAGCUGAAGCAAUCCUCCGUGAGUCUGAAGACUUGUUCUCCUUGAUUGAAUCCCACAAUGGAAAACCACUAAAGAUCUAUGUGUACAACACUGACACAGACAAUUGUAGGGAGGUGAUUAUCACGCCUAACAGUGCAUGGGGUGGAGAGGGCAGUUUGGGCUGUGGGAUUGGCUAUGGAUACCUGCACAGGAUACCAAUCCACAAACAUUUAUCCGAGAGAAAGUUAUCACCAGUUCUUCAAACUAGCCUGCCUUCUAGUCCUAUGGUUCCUUUUUCAGCUCCGAGUGCUCCUGCAAUGAGUAACAUGCCCUCAGGUCUGCCAAAGGAGCUAAGCGAUCUCAGGCUGGGAACAACAUCUCCUUCAGUCACAGGCACAUUCACACCAGCUUCUGUAGGUGUUCCAUUGUUCCCAGCCCCUUUGAGUGAACCUUUCACUGUGUCAUUAGGCAAUGCAACCAUCGCCACUACUGUGCCAGGUCUGAUAACUGCACCACCUGCAUUUACCAAUCUACCGAAUUUUCCAAAUCUAAAUGUGGCUUUUCCCAAUCUUGCUGUGGGGUCUCUGCCGGGAUUAGGAGUGAAUCCCAUGACUACAUCCACAGAUUCACUCUUGUCACCCACCAGCCCAGCCUCACUUCAGGCCUUCACGAACCUGUCUCCUGCUGAUCCUGCCAUGUCUCCUGUGCUUCCAGCCUUCUCUGCGGUGCCACCAUUUUCUCCUAGCCCCUCGACUACAUCAGAGAAUAUUACAGCAUCUUUUCGCUCUCAGUGGAGCCAAGUCUCGGACCCUGCACCUGCAGUAGCUCAGGAAUAGUCUCCUGCUGGCAGCUGAGACAAUAACAUUGUCUUCCACACCUGUUUUGCUGAAGCUGGCAGAAGGGUAUCGUCUACUCAGCACUAAUAAACUAUAGAAGGAUGCCUACCCAAUCCACUGCUGCCCAGAUUCUAACCAAGUAUCAACAGUUCUACUUUACUAAAAAAUGCUUCCCAAUUUAGCAGUAUGUACAUAGCUGUCAGUCUAAAGAUGACUCUUUAGCAGCAUGACAAUCGUUUUCAGAAAACCCAUUCCAGAUAAACUAACAGAAUUCUAAGCUGAGCAUAGAAUCCUCUUGUAGAAGCACACAGUGAGUGAAUUCUUCCUUUUGCAAUAUCUAGUGCGCACCCACCCUUUUCACUAAAGCAAGGCUUGAUCAUCAUGGCAUGUCACAGUGUCUUCAAUUCAAAGCAUUUUGAAAAAUAGUGCAUUAAUGUCAAUAUGGAGACCACUCCAGCAUUGUUUGCUGGACCUGGAGAGCUGAUUUAAAUUUUGAGACAUAGCAGUUUACAAACGCACGUCUUUGAAGAAAUUCUCUCUAUUAAUUCCCACUGUUCCGUAAGUUGAGUUGCUUUAAUCUAGCGAGUGUAGUUUUUGUUGUUGCAUGAAUGAUUAUUAAAGUUGCUGAAAUAUAGGUCUCCUUUUAGCCUUCUCGGUAUAUUAGAACUUGUGAUACAUAAUCUUCAAUUCAUGUCCUGAAGACCUUUCAGCCAAUAAGGUUGCGUUUCAUCGUGUUCAGCAGCGAUCAUAAAUGACUAAUGCAGAAUGCCAUUGACCGUUCAGCUUCUGCGAGGGAAUGUCCUGUUGAAAUACUGCAUGUAGUUUGCUUAUGAUUUAGAGUUAAGCUGUUUGCUGUGGUUUGUGCUAACUAUGAUUUUAUUUUUGAUUCCUGUCCUGGGUACUGAGCCCAUUAGACUGAAAAUGCCGAAGUAAUUUGUGGGAAGGGGAGAUAGGGGUGGAAUUCCUACAGUCAAUAAAGUGGUUUCUUCCCCACUUUAAGUUUUUCAGAAAAAUGCCACCCCAAACAUUAUUCACUAAUCCAGUCUCUUAGGUAAGAUCUUGUAAGGUUUAUUAAUGAUAUUCCAACAGUUUUAUUUUUAAAAAUGUUUUGAAUUCUGUUAUUUUACACCCUGUUGCUAAUUGGUGGCCAAAUAUAGUAAUAUUAAGGUGUAUUUUAAGUUUCAAAAGCAUCCCCAACAAUGAUGUUAAAUUGGAUUGCCUGAACAUUUAAUAGUUGUAAUAGGCAAACAAGUCAAUAUUUGAUCACUUUUUCUAUUCCCUGGACUUCUACAAGUUUGUAAAUUGCUGUGAUACUGGAGAGUACCUAGUCUGAUUCAAUAUGAAUAUUACUGCCGUUUUGUUUGUCACUGAUAGUGAGGGCUGGUCAUAGGGUUCAGGUUGACAUGGUUCAAAGGUUACUUCCAGUCAACUGGCAGAGUGGGUAACUUCUAAUGCAUUCCUUUUUAGUGAACUUUGUACCUUUUAAGCUGGACCUGUUGAAACAGAUUCUGAGAUACCAAGGUGUAGAGCCGGAUGAACACAGCAGGCCAAACAGCUUCAGAGGAGCAGGAAAGCUGAUGUUUCGGGCCUAGACCCUUCUGCAGAAGGGUCACUCUCUCUCCACCAUCAAAAACACAACAUUAUCUACACCUUCUUCCCCACUGGUCUUCUGCAUUUACCUUCUAAAGGUGUAUUCUACCUUGCUAUGGAAUUAGAACACUGUAGAGUGCCAAAUCAUUUCCUAUAGUGCAUGGUCCAUUUGUGUGUGAGUGAAUUAUACGCAUGCUUUUCGAUAUGGGACUGAUCUGAUUGGGCCUUUUGUGUGUAAUGGUUUUUGGUAUGAGUACUGAAAGGGACCAGGUGUGGAAUGAUGCUCUUCACAAGUGGUGGAAGAUGUACCAUUUUUCUUUGUUUUUUUUUCUGAACCAAUACUGGACCAAUUUUUUAAAAAAAGAUUUAUACUGUGCUCAAAGGCCUUCAUCUCAUUUGAAUGCUGUCAUCUCAUAUUACUAACCUAAGCGUCAUGAGCAUGAAUUGUGCCUGUUUCAGUUUCUGUUUACCUCAGUGGGUGUGCCAUUGUGACUGACAAUGACUUGGGUUAUUACAGAUAUCACACUCUCUAGUCCAUGCUGCUGACUGCAAUAAUUUAGCAAUAUAAUGUAUAGGUUUUAAAAGGCUAUUGUAUUUUUGGGAGCACUCAGAUUGUAGUUUGAUAGCAUGGAAAUUCAGUGAUUUUUUUUUUAUACGUCUUAAUGUGCUGUACUGGUUAUUUUACAAGAAAGUUUAAUAUUUACUGUGGAAUUUCACUUUGCUGUAAACGUACAGUCUUCAGAACCAUCAAUAAAGAUGGCAGUUAGUGCCUCGUGCUGGU
Molecule: messenger RNA, 3752 nt
Organism: Stegostoma tigrinum
Lineage: Eukaryota; Metazoa; Chordata; Chondrichthyes; Orectolobiformes; Stegostomatidae
Product: Golgi reassembly-stacking protein 2-like
Exons: 10
Coding region: 155-1381 (408 amino acids)
Biological process (GO): Golgi organization
Cellular component (GO): Golgi apparatus
Molecular function (GO): protein binding
Source: RefSeq, a predicted model, not a curated record